Messenger RNA from Arabidopsis arenosa, 3945 nucleotides. The record is from the annotation of a GenBank genome assembly. NCBI's taxonomy places the organism in Eukaryota, Viridiplantae, Streptophyta, Magnoliopsida, Brassicales, Brassicaceae.
GUUUGUCAAAUCUGGUUAGUUUCUGUUGUGUUUUUGAUGAACUUCGGUAGUCUCUUCGAUAAUACACCCGGUGGUGGCUCUACCGGAGCAAGACUCCUCUCCGGUUUAAGUUAUGGAAACCACACCGCCGCAACUAACGUUUUACCUGGUGGUGCUAUGGCUCAAGCGGCGGCGGCUGCUAGUCUCUUCUCUCCUCCUCUAACGAAAUCUGUUUACGCUUCUUCAGGCCUCUCUCUAGCCCUCGAACAACCGGAGAGAGGAACAAACCGUGGAGAAGCAUCGAUGAGGAACAAUAACGUCGGAGGAGGCGAUAAUUUCGAUGGGAGUGUGAAUAGAAGAAGCCGAGAAGAGGAACAUGAAAGCAGAUCUGGUAGUGAUAACGUCGAAGGUAUCUCCGGUGAAGAUCAAGACGCCGCCGAUAAGCCUCCUAGGAAGAAACGUUAUCACCGACACACUCCUCAACAAAUCCAAGAACUCGAAUCUAUGUUCAAAGAGUGUCCACAUCCAGACGAGAAACAAAGAUUGGAACUAAGUAAGAGACUUUGCUUAGAGACAAGACAAGUCAAGUUCUGGUUCCAGAAUCGUCGGACUCAGAUGAAGACUCAAUUAGAGAGGCAUGAGAACGCAUUAUUGAGACAAGAAAACGAUAAGUUAAGAGCUGAGAACAUGUCUAUUCGUGAAGCAAUGAGGAAUCCAAUCUGCACCAAUUGUGGUGGACCUGCCAUGCUCGGUGAUGUCUCUCUUGAAGAACAUCAUCUCCGUAUCGAAAACGCUCGUUUAAAAGACGAGCUUGAUCGUGUCUGUAACCUCACCGGUAAAUUCCUUGGCCACCACCAUCACCACUACAACUCUUCCCUCGAACUCGCUGUCGGCAACAACAAUGGCGGAAACUUCGCUUUCCCUCCUGAUUUCGGCGGUGGUGGUGGUUGCUUACCGCCGCCUCAGCAACAGCCGACAGGGAUUGAUGGGAUUGAUCAGAAGUCAGUUUUGCUGGAGCUUGCUUUAACCGCAAUGGAUGAGUUAGUGAAGCUUGCUCAUAGUGAAGAACCGUUAUGGGUCAAAAGCUUAGACGGUGAGAGAGAUGAGCUAAACCAAGAUGAGUACAUGAGAACAUUUUCAUCCACUAAACCAACCGGUUUAGCUACCGAAGCUUCUAGAACCUCCGGUAUGGUCAUCAUCAAUAGCUUAGCUCUCGUCGAGACUUUAAUGGACUCCAAUCGGUGGACGGAGAUGUUUCCGUGUAACGUCGCAAGAGCUACAACCACCGACGUUAUAUCCAGUGGGAUGGCUGGAACAAUAAAUGGUGCACUUCAACUGAUGAAUGCGGAGCUACAAGUUCUGUCUCCGUUGGUCCCGGUUCGCAAUGUAAAUUUCCUCCGGUUCUGCAAACAGCAUGCGGAGGGUGUGUGGGCGGUGGUGGAUGUAUCAAUUGAGCCCGUCCGGGAAAACUCCGGUGGCGCCCCGGUAAUCCGGAGACUGCCAUCAGGCUGUGUAGUGCAGGAUAUGUCCAAUGGAUACUCUAAGGUCACGUGGGUGGAGCAUGCAGAAUAUGACGAAAACCAAAUCCACCAGCUGUACAGGCCAUUGCUACGGUCAGGCCUUGGUUUUGGCUCGCAAAGAUGGCUCGCUACCCUUCAGAGACAGUGCCAGUGUCUCGCCAUCCUCAUGUCUUCCUCCGUUACGUCUCACGACAACACAUCUAUAACGCCUGGUGGUCGGAAAAGCAUGCUGAAGUUAGCUCAACGUAUGACGUUCAACUUCUGCUCGGGAAUCUCCGCGCCGUCAGUCCACAGUUGGAGCAAGCUCACUGUCGGAAAUGUUGACCCAGACGUUCGAGUUAUGACCCGUAAGAGUGUGGAUGAUCCAGGGGAGCCUCCGGGGAUUGUUUUGAGUGCAGCCACUUCUGUUUGGCUUCCGGCUUCGCCGCAGCGUCUGUAUGAUUUCUUGCGGAAUGAACGGAUGAGAUGCGAAUGGGAUAUUCUAUCCAACGGUGGUCCCAUGCAGGAGAUGGCCCACAUCGCCAAAGGUCAAGAUCAAGGUGUCUCUCUGCUCCGCUCCAAUGCAAUGAACGCGAAUCAGAGUAGUAUGCUAAUUCUUCAGGAGACUUGCAUAGACGCAUCUGGAGCGCUUGUAGUCUACGCGCCUGUCGACAUACCCGCCAUGCAUGUUGUGAUGAACGGUGGUGAUUCAUCCUACGUGGCUCUCCUUCCGUCCGGUUUUGCUGUUCUACCUGACGGAGGCAUUGACGGUGGUGGGUCAGGUGAUGGUGAACAGCGACCGGAUGGUGGUGGAUCCCUCUUGACGGUGGCGUUUCAAAUCCUUGUUAACAAUCUCCCAACGGCAAAACUCACGGAGAAUACAGAGAGUAGACCAACAAUGGCUUCUGUUGUUGUAAUGCUCAAUGCAAAUGCUAUCACUUUACCGAGACCCUCACAACCCGCGUUUUACUCGGGAGAUGGAGAAUCUUUUGCAAGACUCAACAAUCACACAAGUUAUGCGUCUUUGAAUGAUGUUGCAAUUACUGACUUAGCACAACAAAUCUCCGUUGACAUAAACAGUACUGUAUGGGAUUUUCCCUCAAACCCAUUAUGUUUAUCCCCACAAAGCAACUUCGCCGAAUCCCAAUUCUCCAAAAACCUAAACAGUCUUGUCUCUUCAAUCCCUUCUCUCAAGUCCAACACCUACAACUUCUACACUCUCUUUGUCGGAAGAAUUUCGGAUCAAGAACGAGUCGAGGCUAUCGGGAUCUGCAACAGAGUAGUCAAUCGAGUAGAUUGUCUUAACUGUGUCGCUCAAGCCGCAGUGAAUCUAACUACAAUGUACUGUCCACAAAGUAGGGAAGCUUACGUGCGUGCCACGAAAUGUAUGUUUCGUUACUCAGACAAACCCAUUUACGGGAAACUCGAAACGAGUCCUGUUCUGGAAGCACCGAAUCUGAGCAACGCUAAGGGAGAUAGAAACGAGCUUAUUCGGUUGCAGAGCGAGUUACUUAACCGACUCAGAUCCAUGGCUGCAGCAGGUGGCUCUAAGAGGAAGUAUGCUCAAGGAAAUGAUCCUGGCUCUCCGCCUUACAGCACAUUCUUUGGUGCCGUGCAGUGCACGCCGGAUUUGUCUGAGAAAGACUGCAACGACUGUCUCUCUUAUGGUUUCGGUAACGCGACGAAAGGGAGAGUUGGGAUCAGGUGGUUUUGUCCAAGCUGUAAUUUUCAGAUAGAGAGUGACUUGAGAUUCUUCCUUCUCGAGUCCGAGUAUGAGCCUGAUCCAAAACCAGGCAAAGAUCUCGAAGAGCUUAUGAUUAAAGAUGCACAAUUAUUGCAACUUGACUUUGAUACCAUAAGAUUAGCAACUAAUGACUUCUCUCCAAACAACCAGCUCGGAGAAGGGGGCUUCGGUGCAGUUUAUAAGGUAUGGAAAAGCUGGAGAGAAGGGAAAGUGUUAAACAUUGUGGAUCCAAGUUUGAUUGAAACAAGAGGUCUAAGUGAUGAAAUCAUGAAAUGCAUUCACAUUGGUUUGUUGUGUGUCCAGGAGAAUGCAGAGAGUAGACCAACAAUGGCUUCUGUUGUUGUAAUGCUCAAUGCAAAUGCUAUCACUUUACCGAGACCCUCACAACCGGCUUUUUACACAGGAGAUGGAGAAUCAUUUCCAAGAUACAACAAUCAGAUCAAUCAUAUUGCGUCUUUGAAUGAUGUUACAAUUACUGAGUUGGAUGCUCGUUAAAUUACUGUGUAAAAGACAAAAAUAGAAUUUUCUAUUUGCUUAAAAGUUUAAUUCAAAAUGUCACUAUGAUUUUUGGAUCUGUUGUGAAAGAUUUGUUAUGUGAUUAUUUGUAUGAAAAACCAGUUUUGAAUAUAGUUCUUCUUCUAGGUUUCUGUUUUUUGUUCCUCCAUAUAGGAUUUAAGAACUAAUUUUGACAAGUAUUCUCAUUCAUAAAAGUUACUUUUACAU